CGAACGUGCGGGCGGGGCAGGGUGGUGGCCCGGCGGGGCAGGGGUGCGGAGUGGGCCGCUCUGGGUCGAGGGGCCGUGCUCCCGGGAGUUGCGCCGGCUUGCGUGGAAGGAACGGCGGGAGGUGCCGCCGCUGCGGCCGCCUCCUUGUCGGGAAGAAGCGACUCCUCCCCUGCUGUGCCCGGUUGGUAUUCCCUACUCCCGGCCCUGAGCCGUCCAGUCCGGAAUCCUCUGCCCGCCCAAAGUUGUGAGGGGGCGGCCGAUGCGCGUGGGGAGCGGCGGCUGCGGGCGUGAGGAGGGACGAGCCCCGAAGCCCCAGGAGAAUGUGUGUGUGUCCCGGGCCCAGACGAAUUGGAACCCCAGUCAGAAGUUCCAGCCUGCCUGUCUUCUCUGAUGCCAUGCCAGCACCAGCUCAACUGUUUUUCCCUCUGAUCCGUAACUGUGAACUGAGCAGAAUCUAUGGCACUGCGUGUUACUGCCACCACAAACAUCUCUGCUGCUCACCCCCUUACAUUCCUCAGAGUCGCCUGAGAUACACGCCCCAUCCGGCAUAUGCUACCUUCUACCGGCCAAAGGAGAGCUGGUGGCAGUACACGCAAGGAAGGAGAUAUGCGUCCACACCGCAGAAAUUUUACCUCACACCUCCACAAGUCAAUAGCAUCCUCAAAGCUAAUGAAUACAGUUUCAAAGUACCAGAAUUUGAUGGCAAAAAUGUCAGUUCUGUCCUUGGAUUUGAUAGCAAUCAGCUGCCUGCGAAUGCUCCCAUCGAGGACCGGAGAAGUGCAGCAACCUGUUUGCAGACCAGAGGGAUGCUUUUGGGGGUUUUUGAUGGCCAUGCAGGCUGUGCUUGCUCCCAGGCAGUCAGUGAAAGACUCUUUUAUUAUAUUGCUGUCUCUUUGUUACCCCACGAGACUUUACUAGAGAUCGAAAAUGCAGUGGAGAGUGGUCGAGCACUGCUCCCCAUUCUCCAGUGGCACAAGCAUCCCAAUGAUUACUUCAGUAAGGAGGCGUCCAAAUUAUACUUCAACAGCUUGAGGACUUACUGGCAAGAGCUUAUAGACCUCAAUGCUGGGGAGUCAAGUGAUAUCGAUGUUAAGGAGGCCUUGAUUAAUGCUUUCAAGAGGCUUGAUAACGAUAUCUCCUUGGAGGCUCAAGUUGGUGAUCCCAAUUCUUUCCUCAACUAUCUGGUGCUUCGAGUGGCGUUUUCUGGGGCCACAGCUUGUGUGGCCCAUGUGGAUGGCGUUGACCUUCACGUGGCCAAUACUGGCGAUAGCAGAGCCAUGCUGGGUGUGCAGGAAGAGGACGGCUCUUGGUCAGCAGUCACUCUGUCUAAUGACCACAAUGCCCAGAAUGAAAGAGAAGUGGAACGUCUGAAAUUGGAGCACCCAAAGAAUGAGGCCAAGAGUGUGGUGAAGCAAGAUCGGUUGCUUGGCUUGCUGAUGCCUUUUAGGGCUUUUGGAGACGUAAAGUUCAAGUGGAGCAUUGACCUUCAAAAGAGAGUGAUAGAAUCUGGCCCAGACCAGUUGAAUGACAACGAAUAUACCAAGUUUAUUCCUCCUAACUAUUACACGCCCCCUUAUCUCACCGCUGAGCCAGAGGUAACUUACCACCGAUUAAGGCCACAGGAUAAGUUCCUGGUGUUGGCAACUGACGGGUUGUGGGAGACAAUGCAUAGGCAGGAUGUGGUUAGGAUUGUGGGUGAGUACCUGACGGGCAUGCAUCACCAACAGCCAAUAGCUGUCGGUGGCUAUAAGGUGACUUUGGGGCAGAUGCAUGGCCUUUUAACAGAAAGGAGAGCCAAGAUGUCAUCAGUCUUUGAGGAUCAGAAUGCAGCAACCCAUCUUAUCCGCCAUGCUGUGGGCAACAACGAGUUUGGGGCUGUUGACCAUGAGCGCCUCUCCAAAAUGCUUAGCCUUCCUGAAGAGCUUGCUCGGAUGUACAGAGAUGACAUCACAAUCAUUGUAGUUCAGUUCAAUUCUCAUGUAGUAGGGGCAUAUCAAAACCAGGAGUAGGGGGUGCGUCUUACCUGGGCAGUUCUCAAAUGACACUGAUUUAAAGGGCAGAGAGAUUUUUAAAAGAUGCCAAUAUAAUAAACAUUUCCAGUGGGUCAUCUAAGCUUUUCCCCGUUUGAUACUCUAGCGAGUCAAGUUAGUCCACAGUGACUUUGCAGCAGGGCAGCAGGGUCCUCAGAGUCUGGUUCUGCUUAGCUCAGACCUCACAGCACCUGCAGUUGAGGAACAUUACUUCCUUUCUGCAGAUGUCUUGUGACCCGGGCUUCUUUUAUCAGUCCGAGAAGAUCAGGAUGACCUGGCAGAAAGGAUCUGGAAUAGGCCAAAAGCAAGGAUCUUGCUGGGCAUGUUCUCCUGGUAAAAGGAAAAAACAUCACCUACAUUCACACCUACAGAUCCCUUUCAUCACCAAGAUUCCAGUGUACAUGAGAAUAGUUAUUUAUUGCAUGAUUUCCUAGAUAUACAAUCUAUGCAUUAUUCAUAUAAAUAUAUUUUAACCUGAAGUAGUUUUCAAAUCCAGUACUUUAAGCCAUAAAUGACCGAGAACCAAGCAAUCUGAAUUUGUAUGUGUGAUUAUUUGACGGGAAUGCUUCUUAAAUGGAAAAACAAACACUGCUCCCUUCCCUACCCCUGCUUACCUAAUGUAAUUGAAACAUUUUCUAUUUUGCCACACACUUGAAGACAAUAAAGGUUUUUAGUUUUAUCCAGUCUUACUGAUGUUAGGAAAAAAGGAUUUCUUUUAAGUUUGUAUUAAUGAAAAGCUUUAUUUAGUUUAAAAGAGGAAGAUCCAGAAUAAAGAGAAGAGACUGAUGUCUUCAGUUAUUGUCAUCUAAAGCCCCCAGCACAUCAGUCUCAUCAUGUAAUUCCCCAAAGCUUGGCAGGCUCUAAGUGUAUGGUGGGUAGACUGCUGCUGAGAAAUCAUACUUCUAAUUUAGUAGUGGUAAGAAUUCUCAUCACUUUUGGAAUUGUAAGGGUGACAUACAUAAAAUAUAUUUAAAUAUAUAGUUUGGGGGAAGUAAGGUUUAAUUUUACCUUCAGGUGUGAGAUGGAGAGGAAGUUUUUGUUUUUCCCCACUUAGAUGUAGGUCAAUUAAAAUAAUUGGUUUAAAAACUGCUAAAUGCUUUAUACAUAAUGUAGCUUAUAAAUAGGAAUGUUAAGAUAUACAUGUGAGAAAUUUUUAAAGAUAACUAUUGUGCAUGCCUGAUGCUUAAUGGAACACUUCGUAGCAUCAAGUAUUGUUUGCAGCAGUCUCCAUAAUUAUAUGCAGUCCCUUCCAAUGCUGUAUCAAAGUAAAUGGAAAAAAAAAUUCAAAUUGGCUUUUUGGGAGCUUAUUUGAUAUGCAUCAAGUGGCGUUUUGUUCCUGUGUUUAAUGGUGAUCCAUGUACAGCUGUGCAUAUAUUUUCAUCACUAAUUCUAGCAUCAGUAUUAAAAGAAUGGCUAUGACUAUAUUUGAUUUUUCACAUAGAUUUUAAUACAAAACAUGAUCAGUUUCCCUGUGUUAUUAGUCAAGGGGUGUUUAGGAGUCCUUUAGGAUUUCUGUCAAAUAUUAACUGGAUAUUCAAGGAUUUCCUCUGGACUGUGGACACUGAAGUGAUGCAGAAUUGGCUGCAAAAAAUUUGUUCCAAUUGAAAAUAGACUCAGGAAGAUCACAGCUCAGAACAUCAUAUAAUGUUUGUUUUCUGAGGCCUAUUUUUUUUUUUUCUUUUUUUAUCCCCUUUAGUCAGCUUGGAACUUUUUUCCCAGGCAGUAUUCUGGAAGGGGAAAGCUAUUGUACCAUACAUUUAUUUAUAAAUGUUUUGACAGAGACUUCAUCUUCUAAUGAAAUAUAUGUAGAAUGCAGUAGCAAUUAAAACUCAUUUUCCGGCAGUAUUUAAAUUUCUCUUGAAGACCACUACUGAAGAGUUCCAUGUUAUACUUAAAACUUCAUCUCUGUGUAGUGCAGUAUGUAUACCGUGGUCAUGACCAAGACGGUAAUUCUUAUUAUUACACAAGAAAUUUGGUCUGCAGUCCAAAAGCCUGUCUACUCUCUGUAGAAAUGAAAAUGGAAUGUGGAGUCGAUAGUGUGGAAACCAGAAUAAUUGAAUGUUAGAAAUCUGAAUGUACUGUCAUCGAAAAGAAAUUGUGAGUUUGUUGUAAUUGGUUGUCACUGUGAUGUGAUAUCUAGAAUUAAAAAUGUGUGAACUUUCAUGGUAUUUAGCCUUUCUUAAACUUUUUAAAAUUUAAAUUUUCUAACAUAUGUAUCACUUCUAUAUUUAAUCAAUGGCUCAUGGUAUUUAUAAUAUGCCCUUAACUAGUUAAUGGAGUGGUGUUAUGGUACACAGUACUUGGAGAAAAAAGCUGUCUUAUGAAAGAUGUAUCUGUGUGAAGAAAUGUGAAAAGUUUAUAUAUAGAGAGAAUGGUCAGAGAAAUGCCCACAGUGAAUUAAAGCUUCAUAUCUGCUUUCUGAA
Molecule: messenger RNA, 4453 nt
Organism: Sus scrofa (pig)
Lineage: Eukaryota; Metazoa; Chordata; Mammalia; Artiodactyla; Suidae
Gene: PDP1
Product: pyruvate dehydrogenase phosphatase catalytic subunit 1
Biological process (GO): protein dephosphorylation
Cellular component (GO): mitochondrion
Molecular function (GO): cation binding; [pyruvate dehydrogenase (acetyl-transferring)]-phosphatase activity
Source: RefSeq, a predicted model, not a curated record